AUGGGUGGUUCAUUCUCCUCAUAUGAGGUUGAUGGAAUCAAGUAUAGCCAAGACCAGCUACUCGAGAAGCUGUGGUCAUGGUGCGAGGGAUUGGACAAUGAAAUCAAAGCUAUCAAUACGAGGAUAAACCAAGACAACCAUUCACAAAACACAGGAUCGAGCGCAGAUGUCCAACCUCUUUCUAAAAAGAUUGAUGAUGUUAGCGCAGAAAACGGUCGCUUGCGCGCCGAUAUUACUGCUCUUUCUACGAAAAUCGAUCAAAAUAUUGCAGAUAGCAUUCACUGGAAGUCAGACGUUGGGGCUCUACCUUCCAAGUUUCGUAACAUCCUCGGCGCAGAGGUGGAUACUAUGAACGCGAAGUACAGGGCCCUUUCUACAAAGGUUGACAACGGUUUCAACAACACUCCACCAGCUAUCAACCGGGGACUUGCUAUUGGGCUUCCUCUUGGCCUCGGCAUCCCUCUAACUAUAGCUGUGGUUUUCUUGUGUGCCAUGUGGAUUCGUCGCAGAUAUCCAUAUAUACCGCAACACAUGAGUAAUGAGGAAGCUCAGAACUAUAUCAAAAUACACAAUGCGACACGGCGCAAAACUCUCACUGAGAAGGUCUGCGAUCUUUUCGAAGCCCUAGGUUUAAAAAAGAAACAGGCUGUUCCAGAGAUCUAUGUCAUGAACAACACACCCACGAAAUGA
Penicillium concentricum is the source of this 690-nucleotide messenger RNA. RefSeq lists its product as uncharacterized. The coding region runs from base 1 to 690 and encodes 229 amino acids. NCBI's taxonomy places the organism in Eukaryota, Fungi, Ascomycota, Eurotiomycetes, Eurotiales, Aspergillaceae. The transcript has 3 exons. The record is from RefSeq and is a predicted model, not a curated record.